This is a messenger RNA of Glarea lozoyensis ATCC 20868, 1104 nucleotides long. RefSeq lists its product as uncharacterized. The transcript has a single exon. Lineage: Eukaryota; Fungi; Ascomycota; Leotiomycetes; Helotiales; Helotiaceae. Bases 1 to 1104 code for a protein of 367 amino acids. The record is from RefSeq and is a predicted model, not a curated record. Gene Ontology annotation, molecular function: nucleic acid binding; zinc ion binding.
AUGGGUCGCGGAAAGAAACGUGGUCGAGGAGGUGGUGAUCGCGGUGGCGGUGAUGGUGGUGGGCGAGGCGGAGGUGACCGAGGAAACCGUGGAGGGGGAGAUCGUGGGGGUCGAGGAGGCGGUGGUUUUAACAGAGGCGAUCGAGGUGGAGGAGAUCAUGGAGGUGGUGGUAAUAACAGAGGAUUCGAUCGAGGCAGCCACCACAGCACCAGAGGCGGACGAGUUGAAAAGCACGGCCAACAACAAGGCAACACUCAGAAGUACUGCAAGAACUGCAAAACGACUACACAUAACACAGCCGAUUGUCGAAACACUCAAAACAACUCAAACAACCAGAAGAACCAAAAUAAUCAGAAUAACCAAGCCAACUCCAAUAGACAUAAUCAAGCGCAACCCCAAGGGUCCAUCUAUUGCAAGAUAUGCAAAAAGAAAGGAAACCAUACCACCGCCGAUUGCAAAACCUCAAAGCCGCAGAAAAAUCUCCAACGUCCAUGUUCUACCUGUCUAGGUUGGCACAAAGAUGCUGAAUGUACCGCGCAGAGCGGGAGAUUGCCGGACGGCUCGCCGAUUGUAUGUCGAAAUUGCCAAGGACCACACUAUGCAUCGCAGUGUCCGCAGCAACACGGCAAGAACAGAGGUGGUGGAGGUGAAGUUCUGACGAUGAGCGGCUACGUACUGAGACCUUGUAUGUUUUGCAAUCAGAAUCACCUCCCAACAGCUUGCCCACAAGCGCGAACGCUAGGUCCAGCAGGACUAGAUGUGCAGCCGCCGAACGUAAGCGUGUAUCCUCGCGGCGGCAAUGGGUAUAUCAAGAAGAAGUCGCGCUGGGAAGAUGAUUCGCCGGUUGAGAAGAGAGCAUUUGACGCUGAGCAAGUGCAUUAUAAUCAUCUCCAUGAAGGACAUGCAGCGUAUCAUACCAGGUCCUAUACGCAGCGUCAGUUGAGUCUUGGGAAUGAGCAAUUUGCUUGGGCAGGCGGGUUGGGGAGGGAGUAUCAUAGGAAGAUGAGUAGAGAGGGAGAUGGUGAUGUGAAGAUGAGUGAUUUGGAAGAGUGCGAGGAUUGUGAUGAUGAGGGUAUGUGUGCGCAGCAUUGGCGUGGGAGGUGA